UCAAUAAUGGCGGCCACUACUUUUUCUACUGCUCUGAUUAUUGUUCUUGCUGGGCUCCUUUUACGAUCUAGAGUCCAGAAAAUCUGUAGAAUUUCACCAGAAACUUUUAAAGAUGCUGAUGGUCUCCUCUCUUAUGGAAUUCCCAACGACAUAAGCCUGGAGGAGAGUACUUUUGUACAAGUCUCUUAUCGAGUGGCAUCCAAGAUGGCGGCGAUUUCCUCUCAUCGAAAUCUCACGUGGUCCCUUCUGCUUCUUUGUGGCGAUKUUUCUGUAAACCCUGGUCCUGCAGUUCCAUCUACAAGUGGUACUAAGAUUAAGUGCGGAUUGUGUAAGCAAGCUAUAUCCUGGAACCUUCGUAACAUCUGUUGUGUUGAUUGCAAUCGCUGGUUUCAUAUCUCAUGCCAGUCCCCUGAAAGUACAGCUUCGUUGUCUGCCUUAAAUAGAAGUCUUGUCUCCUGGUCCUGCCCUUCGUGCAGCAGCCCAAAUUAUUCUAACUUAUUGUCUUAUCACAGUGCAGUUGGCGUAUCAAAUUCGUUUGAUUCACUUAGUACCUCCAGCAACUCUCCUGACUCACCUGCAUCUAGCUUUGGGCUACCUGUGGCAGCAUCCUCACCUGGACUUGUGAACACAGAUCCAUCACCAAAGGCCUUUACUUCAAGACGAAAAACACGUCCUCUGCGUUUUUUGAACCUAAAUUGUCGAUCUAUUAGAAACAAAAAGCCAGAAUUCUGGAACCUCAUUGAUUGUACAAGGCCAGAUAUUAUUGUUGUGACCGAAUCUUGGCUAAACUCUGACAUAGGUGACGGUGAGCUUUUUCCUCCCCAAAUGGCUGGUAACUACAACAUAUUUCGCCGAGACCGAGUGAGCACCCUGGGCGGCGGUGUUUUCAUUGCCGUCUCAAGUAAGCUUUCAUCUAGUAGAGAACCCUCCUUGGAGACCGAGUGUGAAAUCUUGUGGGUUAAAGUGAAAGUUACUGGCUGCAAAUCCUUGUAUAUUUGUGCAUUCUAUAACCCUGAUGAAAGUAAUGCCUCAAGCUUAGAGAACUUUGAGAUUUCCCUCCARCGAAUUCCCAGUGAGUCUGCGCACAUCUGGAUAGCAGGCGACUUAAAUCUUCCAGGUUUUGAUUGGAAGCACAACUGCCUGCUGCCAAAUUGUCGAUAUMCUGAGCUUACCCGAAAGUUUGUAAACUGCCUUGAUGACUAUGACCUGGCCCAACUUGUAAAGGAACCAACUCGAGGGAACAAUGUUUUGGACCUAUUUAUAACUAACAACGAGAGUCUUAUUACCAAAACGCAUGUCAUCCCUGGUAUAAGUGACCAUGACGCUGUGUUUGUGGAGGGUAAUAUCAGUCCAAUUAUCAACAAACAAAGACAGAGACUGAUACCAUUAUACAACCAAGGUGAUUGGGAUGGGCUCAGAGCACACAUGUCAAAUUUCGCUGACAGGUUUGUGAGCUCCAAUGACACUGAAUCUUCCGUAAAUGAACUGUGGUCUAGCUUCCGAGAUGAACUGAAAUCUAACAUCAGAAAACUUAUACCUCACAAAAUAGCAAAAUCAAGAAAUGGCUUACCAUAUGUAUCUCCACCUUUGAGGCGCCUUAUGAGGAAGAGGGACAAACUACGCGCACGAAACGAUCCNGUUGUUGUCUUUAAUGUCUUUACAAGUGAACAACAUUUAACGUUUAUAAUGGGGUUGACUGUAAGCUUGACGAAACGCACUAUAACCAGCUCAGAAGGAGCCGACGGGUGCUUUAAAAAUGGCUAG
This is a messenger RNA of Exaiptasia diaphana, 1764 nucleotides long. RefSeq lists its product as uncharacterized. The record is from RefSeq and is a predicted model, not a curated record. The transcript is spliced from 2 exons. Gene Ontology annotation, molecular function: catalytic activity. NCBI's taxonomy places the organism in Eukaryota, Metazoa, Cnidaria, Anthozoa, Actiniaria, Aiptasiidae. The coding region runs from base 7 to 1764 and encodes 585 amino acids.